Messenger RNA from Styela clava, 1458 nucleotides. RefSeq names its product NIPA-like protein 2. Gene Ontology annotation, molecular function: magnesium ion transmembrane transporter activity. Gene Ontology annotation, biological process: magnesium ion transport. The record is from RefSeq and is a predicted model, not a curated record. Gene Ontology annotation, cellular component: membrane. NCBI's taxonomy places the organism in Eukaryota, Metazoa, Chordata, Ascidiacea, Stolidobranchia, Styelidae.
AGAUAAUAGGACUUUUGAAUAGGUGGUUAAUGGCUAUGCAGGAAUUCUACAGUUGACCCAAACUACACGGUUUUUCGAACGUGAUUUCUCUUCUGAUAUAGAGAAUAUGUAGACCGCGACACAUGAGAUUAUUGGCACAUAAACAAUUCCUAUUAAAUAACGAGCAUGAGAUUGCAACCCUUGCAGCCAACGUUAUGAAUAGUACAGCAUACUCGACUGGCAAUGACAGCACUUAUGGAAAUUAUAGCUUGUUCAACGACACCUCCAAUCAUACUACAAACAUUACAAAUGAAGAAAUUGUGCAAUCUAAGAGACAAGCGAUCGGAGUUGCUUUAGCUGUGUCCGGAAAUAUCAUGAUUAGUUUGGCACUAAGUGUACAAAAAUAUGCUCACAACAGACUUGGUGACGAGGGAAAAUACUGCUUGGACAAAUGGUGGUGGUUAGGAAUGGUAAUGAUGGGAUUAGGAGAGUUUGGGAAUUUCAUGGCAUAUGGAUAUGCUCCUGCUUCUUUGGUUGCACCUCUUGGAAGUGUGGCGGUUUUGUCUAAUGUUUUCAUAGCUUUUAUUUUUCUACGUGAAACUGUCACACCACACAGCAUUGUAGGAGUCAGUUUAGUAAUAAUUGGAUCUAUAUUUCUCAUCAGUUUUUCAGCAUUCAGUCAGCCUCAAUUAGAUGUACCAACAAUAUACGAAUAUCUGAAAGCAUGGAGCUUUUUAUUAUAUAUUGGAAUUGAAAUUGUUGCUUUAGGAAUUUUAUUUUAUUUAUAUUUCUACAAGAAUGUUGAACAUUUGUUAAUUCUUCUACUCUUCGUCGCUAUUUUUGCGUCAGUCACUGUCAUUUCAGCAAAAGCGGUGUCGACUUUACUAUCAGAAACCAUACGCAGUGGUGUCAAAUAUAUUGCGAAUCCUGUGUUCUGGAUCAUGCUAUUUCUACUACCAGUCACAACAGCAAUACAAAUUCGUUUUUUGAAUAGGGCAAUGCAGCUGUACAAUGUUUCUGAUGUUGUGCCGGUCAACUUCAUAUUCUUUACUGUGAGUGCGAUAUUGGCUGGAUCUAUAUUUUAUCAAGAAUUUUACGGAGUUCCUUUUCUACGUGUAUUCAUGUUCUUAUUUGGAUGUUUGUUGUCGUUUAUUGGAGUAUACAUUAUUUCUCAUAAAGGUAAAACACUUCCCAAGUGCAGUUGCUGGUGCGGAAAAGAAGAAGACACAGCUAACAUUAUUGAAAACAAAGAUAAAGAUGACGACACCCAGUUGAGUGAUAUAGAAAUUGAAGACGAAAACGAUUUAAAAAUACCUGAAUCGGCUGAAACUUCAUCGAGCAAUAAUCACGGCGAUUUUAGACUUAUUGCCAGACUAGCAAAUUUUCUGAAACAGACUGAAACCAUUUCAAGAGUGCAACCAAAAACGAAUGAUUAAUGUGAUACUGGAUGUUGAAAUAAUAAAAAUAGUACCUAUUAGA